CUCCUGUCGGAGGCCUUGGUUGGCCCGCGCGAGUGGGCGUGGAGAGUGACGGCGGGGCUGGGUGAGGGUGCAUGGGGACCUGGAUAUGAGCCGCAGGAGCUCAGCUCCGCCGACCUUGCCGCGCCGCGCCGGCAACCACGAUGGAGAAUAGGUGCUACGGCUGCGCUGUCAAGUUCACCCUCUUCAAGAAGGAGUACGGCUGUAAGAACUGUGGCCGGGCCUUCUGUUCCGGCUGUCUUAGCUUCAGUGCAGCGGUUCCCCGGGCUGGAAACACCCAACAGAAAGUCUGCAAGCAGUGCCAUGAGGUUCUGACCAGAGGAUCUGCUCCUGCCAAUGCCUCCAAGUGGUCACCACCUCAGAACUAUAAGAAGCGUGUGGCAGCCUUGGAAGCCAAGCAGAAGCCCAACACUUCCCAGAGCCAUGGACUGACCCAGCAAGACCAAGUCAUUGCUGAGCGCCUAGCACGGCUCCGCCAGGAGAACAAGCCCAAGUCAGUGCCCUCGCAGGCAGAGAUAGAAGCCAGGCUAGUUGCACUGAGGGAUGCACCCCAGGGUUCCAUCCCUUCCACCCAGGAGAUGGAGGCACGGCUUGCUUCACUGCAGGGCAGAGUUCCACCUUCUCGGACCCCCCAGCUGGCACAUCAGCCACCAGACACCAGGACCCAGGCCCAGCAGGCACAGGAUCUGCUGACAGAGCUAGCAGCGGAGGUGGCUAUUGAUGAGAGCUGGGAACGAGGAGGCCCAGCCGCCUCUAUCCAGAAUGACCUCAACCAGGGGGACCCAGGGGCCCAGAGCACCAGCUGCAAGGGACAGGCCACCUGGUCGCUGGAGGAGGAGAAGAGGAGGCUGCUGGCUGAGGCAGCAGUCACGCUUCGGGAGGAGAACACAAGGCAGGAGCGGAUCCUGGCCCUCGCCAAGCGCCUGGCCGUGCUGCAGGGACGCGACCCCGAUAGAGUGACCCUACAGGACUACCGCCUUCCAGACAGUGAUGACGAAGAGGAUGAGGAGACAGCCAUCCAGAGAGUCCUUCAGCAGCUCACUGAAGAAGCUGCCCUGGAUGAGGCAAGUGGCUUUAACAUCCCUGCAGAGCCAGCUCUCCGACCCCAAGCCCAAUCCUGCAGGGCAGAGCCUGAGGUUCAGGCCGUGGCCACCAGGCCUGAGGCUGAGGAAGAGGAGCUCCCCUGGUGCUGCAUCUGCAAUGAGGAUGCCACCCUGCGCUGUGCUAGCUGUGACGGAGACCUCUACUGUGUCCGCUGCUUCCGGGAAGGCCAUGAUGCCUUUGAACUUAAAGAGCACCAGACAUCUGCCUACCACCCCCAGCAUAAAAGCCGAGAGCACUGAGGGAACCCUGGUCCUCCCGGAAAGGCCAUCCAACAGGAGUCACACAAGCUGAGGUGCCCUCCAGGGCAUCUGAUGGGAGAACAUGUCAGGCUAGACUGCUUAUGAAUGCGCCCUUUCCUGAGCCUCCGUCCCUGGAAGGAGGAAGGAUUCUCCAUUGGAGACGAUGACUGGAGGAGCCAGAGGGAAGGCAGAAGUCUGGAGCCUCCAGCAUUGAAGUCUGGACUAGGAGUGAGAGGCAUGAUGGGAAAGACCAGCCUGAAUCCAGGGAGGAGUCCUGAAACUUGCUCAAGGGUCCAGGGCCCUCUACUGGCACUUAGAGCAUUUAAUAAAGUAUGUUGAUUCAUUGGA
Messenger RNA from Orcinus orca (killer whale), 1688 nucleotides. RefSeq names its product zinc finger FYVE-type containing 19 (gene ZFYVE19). Bases 141 to 1340 code for a protein of 399 amino acids. The record is from RefSeq and is a predicted model, not a curated record. Gene Ontology annotation, cellular component: midbody; cleavage furrow; centrosome. The transcript has 11 exons. Lineage: Eukaryota; Metazoa; Chordata; Mammalia; Artiodactyla; Delphinidae. Gene Ontology annotation, molecular function: metal ion binding; phosphatidylinositol-3-phosphate binding. Gene Ontology annotation, biological process: mitotic cytokinesis checkpoint signaling; abscission.